Messenger RNA from Panicum virgatum (switchgrass), 984 nucleotides. RefSeq names its product dormancy-associated protein homolog 3-like. NCBI's taxonomy places the organism in Eukaryota, Viridiplantae, Streptophyta, Magnoliopsida, Poales, Poaceae. The transcript is spliced from 3 exons. Bases 184 to 573 code for a protein of 129 amino acids. The record is from RefSeq and is a predicted model, not a curated record.
AUCCACCCACCUCCCCGACAGGACAGCGCGAUCGUCAUCCGCCACCCAGGCUCAACUGCUCGCGGCGAGGCAGCACCCGUCCCCUCUCUCCCGUCCUCCUGCGCGCUCUCCCUCCUCGCUGACGCGCGCACACGUCCAAGCCUCCAAGGGGACCAACCAAUCGCGCGCGGCUCUGGUUGGGAAAUGGGUCUCCUGGACCAGCUCUGGGACGAGACGGUGGCCGGCCCGCGCCCGGAGUCCGGCCUCGGCAGGCUCCGCAAGUACGCCUCCUUCUCCCCCUCGUCGUCGUCCUCGCUGGCCCCCGCCGCGGCGCCCGCGGUGACGCGCAGCUUCACCGUCGGGGGCCGCCCGGCGUCGCUGUCCGUCGACCAGUCGCCGCACGGGGAGUCGUACAGCUCCUCCGUCCCGUCCUCCCCGGCCAGCGGGCCGGACUCCCCGUUCGCCGCAGCUACGCCCAAGGCCGAUGGCUAUGGGAGGCUUGGCCGGAAAUCCAAGGCCUCCGACGGGCCGGAGCCGGCCAUCGGGCCGAGGAGCCCCACCGUGUACGACUGGGUGGUGAUCAACUUGGAAUGAUAAGCAAUCGAGCGGAGGACGUACAGAGAGCGAGGAAGCUAGCUAGCGUGUGUGUGUUUGCCUGCAAGUUUGAGGCUGCGUCGUGUUUCCGUUCCGUAUAUGUUCCGUGUUCUACCGAAACCGUGCCUGACUGUCUGGGGUGGCAUGUGUAGUAGUAUGUCUAGCUAGAGACCUGGUAGGAUGAUGAUGAUGAUGAUCAGUUCGUGGGGGUUGGAAGCAGGCGGCGAUCCGAUCCAGUCUAGUUCUGCCUUCCGGCAAGAUGGGUUUUGUUCAGUUCUUCGAUCUGGGGGAAGAACUCUGAAAUGACUAAUGAGGAUGUGGUGUACGCCCGCCUGCUUUGUUUUUCUACGCUCCCCUGUAAUUACCUAAUACUGUGUUCAAUGCAAAGCAUGGCACUGCUUUCAUCUCUCU